AUCCCUUUUUGACCAUGCACAGUAAUUCCUGAAUCCUGGUUUGUGUAUGACGUUCAGAUAUAGGCGCUGAGCAUCCAUAAUUUACAAUAUUUCCCUCUACAAUGAUUAACUGUACAUGAGACAUUUCUCUCUCUGUGUGUUUAGGCUCCUGUUACUGUUAAGAUCACAUACAAUACACAUCACUGUGUUUGUCAGUAAAGAAGAAACAUUAUAAGAAUAUAUGACAAAUUCAGUUGCUGAACAAGACAAUGUCUGACAAGACCGAGACCCAAACCUCAGACCUUCCUGAUGCACACGGAGGGCGUCUAGAGGAAAAUCCGGGCACUGGGCUAUUAAAUGUGAAGGAAGAGGAUGAGACAGAUGACAUGAAUAGUCAUCAGACUGAAAUACAUUGGUCCCUCCCUGCCGACGCAGAUAACACUGAUAUAGUGAAAGUUGAGAUAACAGAAGAUCUGUGUUUGAAGCAUGAGCUGGAAGCAUCAGAUGAGGAAACCAGUGACGGCAUCAGCUCAGGCCGUUUGGAUGUGAUGCCUUCAGGUGGCUCGACAGUUGAGGACGGAGGAAAACCAUAUGUGUGUGGUCAUGUGAAGACUGAGGAAGAUGAAGUUCCUAUAAAUAUGUCUACAGGUGAAUUCACAAGCAUUCAUUCAAGAGAAAAUAUGUUUCCCUGUUCUAUAUGUGGGAAAUGUUUUAACCGUAAAGAAAAUCUUGUUGUUCAUCAGAAAAUUCAUACAGCAGAAGAAGGAUUUUCAUGUUCUGAAUGUGGAAAAUGUUUUACUUGGAAAUCAGCUCUUAUUAGACAUCAAAAAAUUCAUACAGGAGAAACACCAUUUUCCUGUUCUAUAUGUGGGAAAUGUUUUAACCGUAAAGGUAAUCUUCUUGAUCAUCAGAAAAUUCAUACAGGAGAAAAGGGAUUUUUAUGUUCUGAAUGUGGGAAAUGUUUUCUCAGCAAAUCACAUCUUUAUAGACAUCUGAAAAUUCACACAGGAGAAAAUACAUUUUCCUGUUCUAUAUGUGGGAAAUGUUUUAAUCGUGAAGGAAAUCUUGUUGCUCAUGAGAAAUUUCAUACAGAAAAAAAGGGAUUUUUAUGUUCUGAAUGUGGGAAAUGUUUUCUCAACAAACCACAUCUUUAUAGACAUCUAAAAAUUCAUACAGGAAAAAUGCCAUUUUCCUGUUCUAUAUGUGGGAAAUGUUUUAACCGUAAAGAACAUCUUGUUAAUCAUGAGAAAAUUCACACAGGAGAAAAAAGAUUUUCAUGUUCUGAAUGUGGGAAAUGUUUUACUCUGAAAUCAAGUCUUAUGAGACAUCAGAAAAUUCAUAUCAAAGGAAAUCAAGAAAAUUAAAGCUUAACCUCUUAAGUGCAGAGGGACAUGUAGUUGUCACCCACACAAUACCUAGUGCUGAUAAUGACUACAUGUUGUCCUCCGAGGGGCACUUUUGGAGUUGAGGCACCUUCUGCACCUCAAGCGGUUACCAGGUGGCCCAGUGUAUUCAUUAUCCCCAGGGUCCCCUAUAUAGGUUUGAAAUUGUUUUACAAAAAUAAAACCUGAUUUAAGGCCAGUGGUGGGCCAUUGAACAGAGGGCCCUGGUGCAAAAAAACUUUUUGGGCUCCCCAAGACAUCCUGCACUUGCAUAAAAGCAUAUCACAAGUUUAGGGUGAGAUAUGUAUGUAUAUAUGUAUAAAGACAGCAUUAUAUUAAUGUAUAAAACCAUGUGCACUUCACAUCUAUAUCUGUUGCUUUUGAUUUUUUUUAUUUAUUUAAUGUGCCAGAGAAAUAAGUAAAUAAAUUGGAACAUAUUUGAUCAA
This is a messenger RNA of Bombina bombina (fire-bellied toad), 1807 nucleotides long. RefSeq names its product gastrula zinc finger protein XlCGF17.1-like. Gene Ontology annotation, biological process: regulation of transcription by RNA polymerase II. The coding region runs from base 249 to 1343 and encodes 364 amino acids. Gene Ontology annotation, molecular function: RNA polymerase II cis-regulatory region sequence-specific DNA binding; DNA-binding transcription factor activity, RNA polymerase II-specific. The record is from RefSeq and is a predicted model, not a curated record. Lineage: Eukaryota; Metazoa; Chordata; Amphibia; Anura; Bombinatoridae. The transcript is spliced from 5 exons.